Molecule: messenger RNA, 3255 nt
Organism: Bursaphelenchus okinawaensis
Lineage: Eukaryota; Metazoa; Nematoda; Chromadorea; Rhabditida; Aphelenchoididae
Source: the annotation of a GenBank genome assembly
AUGUCGGAACGGAAACGACGUCUUGACAUCGGAGGAUCUUCGAAGUGAGUAUUUGAAUUUUAUUUUUUUUAAAUUUUAGGUAGAGUCGGCACUUUUUGUGGAUUUACACUCAAAGUUUGAAGGAAAACGAAACAGUUUUGAAAUAAAUUGAAGUAGAUCAUGACUGGGCUAGCUUGCACAGACUUUUAGCAUUGUGUUUGGCUUGUUUUGGUAAUGUACUAGUUAAAAAUGGGUUUUUUUGAUAGCAAAUUAACUAAAUUUAACUAUAUAAGUAUCAAUAACAUGAAUUACACUAUUUUAAUUCUAGACGUGAUCGGAGUCGAUCACCUUUGAUCUCAACAGCUGGGUUUGAUGCUCCAGCACCUUUGCCAAUGGAAAAGGAGUCUAAAUCUUCUAAGUUUGCCGAGAAAGCGUCAGAUAUUCCAGCUCCAGGACUUGUAAAUCCUCUUCAACCAAAAAUACGCCAAACGGUGUUAAAUCCUUACAAUGGUAACCCAUUCACUCCUAACUAUUAUUCCAUUCUUGAAAAGCGUACAAAAUUGCCAGUAUGGCAAUAUAAAGAGAAAUUUAUGGAGCUUUUGGACGCGAAUCAAUGUAUAACAUUGGUUGGUGAGACUGGGUCUGGCAAAACAACUCAGAUUCCUCAAUGGUGCACGGAUUAUGUUAAACAUAGGCAUAUACAGGGCAAGAAGAUGAUGGUGGCGUGUACACAGCCAAGACGGGUGGCUGCUAUGAGCGUGGCGACAAGAGUAGCAGAGGAAAUGGAUGUUGCAGUAGGUUUUUUGGUGUUUUUUGUUGAUUUUAGGAUUUCCUCUAUAACAAUGGGUUGUGAACUUUACUUUAUCUUAAAGAAAGCUGAAAAUACUGUAUUACUUCUUUCUAGCUUGGCUCAGAGGUUGGAUAUUCGAUUCGUUUCGAAGAUUGCUGCACAGAAAGGACCUUCCUCAAGUAUUUAACUGACGGUAUGUUGUUGAGAGAAGCGAUGAACUCACCGUUGCUUGAGAAUUAUGGUGUAGUUAUUCUUGACGAAGCUCACGAAAGGACCUUAUCAACCGAUAUUUUGAUGGGAUUGUUGAAAGAAGUGCUCAAGAAUCGACCGGACAUUAAAGUAGUGGUUAUGAGUGCUACGUUGGAUGCUGGAAAGUUCCAAAACUACUUUGACGAUUGCCCAUUGAUGAGUGUACCGGGUAGAACACAUCCUGUGGAGAUCUUUGUAGGUUUUUAUAGGGAGUUUGAGGAUUUUUGACUGGUGUAAUAUAUAAAAAUGAUUUUUUUAAAGGAUAAUAUCCUUGAUUUUUGGUGAUUUUUUUGUUUUUAUAAUUUUAAAUCGUUUUUAAAAUUUUUUAGUGAAUAAAAAGGAUUUUCUUAACACUGUUACACCUUUCUUUACUUUCAGUACACCCCAGAAGCCGAGCGAGACUACCUAGAAGCUGCGGUCCGCACCGUUAUGCAGGUACAUCUGUGUGAAGAGAUCAAAGGAGACAUCUUACUCUUCCUCACAGGUCAAGAAGAGAUUGAAGAAGCCUGUAAGCGAAUUCAACGUGAAAUCCAGAACGUUGGGCCAGAUGCCGGAGCAAUGAACUGCAUCCCACUAUACUCAACAUUACCUCCAAAUCUUCAACAGCGUAUCUUCGAUCCACCGCCAGCUGACAAGCCCAACGGAGGUAUCGGCCGAAAGUGUGUGAUCUCAACCAACAUUGCCGAAACCUCAUUGACUAUUGAUGGUAUUGUGUUCGUGAUUGAUCCAGGGUUUUCGAAACAAAAGGUAUAUAACCCUCGGAUCAGGGUGGAGUCGUUGUUGGUGUGCCCGAUUAGUAAAGCUUCAGCUAUGCAACGUGCUGGCCGUGCUGGAAGGACGAAACCGGGAAAAUGCUUUAGGUUAUACACGGAAAAGGCUUAUAAAAGUGAAAUGCAGGAUCAGACGUAUCCGGAGAUCUUGAGGUAGGUAUUUUGAGUGAUAAAAAUCGUGUUUUGAGCUUGAAAAAUAGUGUUUUUAAAGGAUUUUUGUGUUGUUUUAGGUUGUUUUUUAUCUUAUUAGGGUUUAUAUUGUAAUUUUAGGUAAACUGUUCAUUAUUUCAUAUCUAGAUUGAUCUAUUAUAGUUUGUUUUGUACCUAACCCUACGUUUACUUCAGGUUUUUCAACUUUAAAGCCUAAUAUAACCUCAUUUUAGGUCAAACCUAGGCAGCGUAGUCCUCCAACUCAAAAAACUAGGCAUCGACGACCUUGUCCAUUUCGAUUUCAUGGACCCACCAGCUCCAGAAACCCUGAUGAGAGCCCUAGAAAUGUUGAACUACCUCUCAGCCAUCGAUGACAAUGGAGAUCUAACAGAACUUGGCUCAUUGAUGGCCGAGUUCCCCUUAGAUCCACAACUGGCCAAGAUGUUAAUAUCUUCAACGGAUUUGAAGUGCUCGAAUGAAGUUUUGAGUAUCACAGCCAUGUUAUCAGUACCACAAUGCUUUGUCAGGCCAAAUGAAGCAAAACAAGAGGCGGACGAAGCUAAAGCAAGGUUUGCUCAUGUUGAUGGAGAUCACUUGACGUUACUGAAUGUUUAUCACGCUUUUAAGCAGAGUAGGUUUGGGUUUUGGAUGUUUUUGGUGUAGAAGAGGAUUGUUGUUGAUAAUAUAAAGUUUUUUUGAAGAUUGAAGGAAUUUGUUACCUAAAAUUUUGAAUUUUAAAAUUUUUUUGUACUUUGAAGUUUAGAGUUGAAAAUUUUAAAACAUAAACUUUAAAAUGUUUAAAAUUAAAAAAAAAAGAAAUUUAAAAUAAAAAAAAAUCAUUUUUGAUUAAUUUCAGGCCAAGACGACCCCCAAUGGUGCUACAAAAACUUCGUCAACUACCGUGCCCUCAAGAACUGCGACAACGUUCGAAUGCAACUCUCUCGCCUCAUGGACAAGUACAACUUACCGCGCGUUUCUACUGACUUCAACUCUCGAGACUAUUACCUAAACAUCAGAAAAGCCCUGGUCUGCGGCUUCUUCAUGCAAAUCGCCCAUCUAGAGCGAAGUGGCAACUAUGUCACGGUAAAAGACCACCAACUCGUCUCUCUCCACCCCAGCACCGUACUCGACCACAAACCCGAGUGGGUCCUGUACAAUGAAUUUGUGUUAACAUCGAAGAACUACAUCAGAACAGUGACGGAUGUGAGGCCGGAAUGGUUGUUACAACUGGCACCUUCGUACUAUGAUCUCGACAAUUUUCCUGAGGGCGAAAUUAAAAGAAGAAUGAUUGCGGUUCGACAACGGUUUGUUCGUUAA